AUGAGUCCUCAGGAUCUCGGAGGAUGCCGUCGUUGGAUAUCUAAGGAAGUCAUGACUAUUAGAGCACUUGGGCAUUGUAUGAGCUCUGGAAAGACACUGUCAGGUGUCUUGGCCAAGUUGGUUCUAGGACAAGCCGCCAAAGGUCCAACACCGCGUUCAUUAUGCUUCGUGUCUGGCCAGGCUUUCCGCUUCUAUCUCAAGGCCCAUAACGACGGCUACUCCGUAAGCAAUAUCAACAACCUGCCAACGGGACAAUCGACCUUCUGUAUUGUUGCGGUGCUGGUGGUAUGCCGUUGGGCCGAUGUCACUGGCAAGCGUUGGUUGUCUUCCAUCUUGAUCCGCGGUCUCAUGGACGUCGUCUCGAUUUACAUGGCCGCCUGGAAUAUCUUCCGUUCAUGUUUCCGGGUUUGGCGAUGCCCUGAACCCGCUAUGCAUGUCUUAUACAUUAGAAGUCACGUUCAGAUCUGUUGA
This is a messenger RNA of Colletotrichum navitas, 471 nucleotides long. RefSeq lists its product as uncharacterized. The record is from RefSeq and is a predicted model, not a curated record. Lineage: Eukaryota; Fungi; Ascomycota; Sordariomycetes; Glomerellales; Glomerellaceae. The transcript is spliced from 4 exons. The coding region runs from base 1 to 471 and encodes 156 amino acids.